AUGGAGGAGACAAAGAAUCAACAAAUGACGAAGAAAGUGCGGUUUGACUUAAAAGACGAAAUUUUUCUCAUUCCAAGCAAGUGGGAUCGUCUUAGCAAAUGCAAAACUGCCCGCACUAAAGUCAUCGAUGAGAUAACGCCAAAUCAGAGGUCUCGCACUGUUGUUGAGCGACGAAGUAAGAAGAAACAGAACGGGUAUAGGAAAAUACCAAACUUUGAUUCAGUGGCCAAAGGAAGGAUUGUUUUGGCCUCGGAAACAAAUUGUACUGUCUCGGACAAUUCUCUGAGAAAUACUUCUCCAAGCAAAAGUGGAAGCAGUUUGAAGAAAAUUCAUUCGCGUCAGAAACUCGAAGGAUACGGCAAUGCGCCCCAUAGUGGAACUUCUACGCCUCCUGUUGAAGCCAAAUUAAAAUUUUAUCAUCGGCCUCCGACCGAACUACCGAGACUUGAUCUCGGCGUUUUGCCGAAGAUUCCUUACACGCCCGACCUCAAAAAAGCGAUCGAGAAAGCACUUCAAAGGUCCCGUAGUAAAUCUGCAACCGACAGUGAACUAAACAGUGGAGCCUCCGUCAUACAGGAAAAGAAACACGAUCUUCUAAGAAUUAUUCCCACUGAAAAAGCUGAAAAAGUUUUGCAAAGAAGACUUUCAGACAGUUCGGUCAUCAUUGGGGAUGAAAAACCGACUGAAGAUCAUGAGCCAAGUUGUGAUGAAGGUAUCUCUAAAUUUAGCGAGUUAUCUUCGAUCAAUCUGGACGGUUGGAGCCCUUUUAAUGCCUGGACGGCAAAAGACAGUACCGUUCGAUCAAAUCGAACGCCUCCUAUAAGACGAGGACGAUCUAUGUCUUCACUGAUUCCUAACAGCAUUCUUUAUUAGUAUGGCACAAAGUUUUGGAAAACGUUUCUCGGAAAAGAAAACAUUCGUGUCCCCAACGUGUUUAUAUGAUAACGAAAAAGAAAAGCCGUUGUCUGUAUCAUUCACGUUCAUUAUUCAGGACAAUCCCAAGGCCUUGCUUCUUCACGACAUUGAGUAGCUCACAGCUUUACGUCAAAAAAGAUACUUUCAAAAAGUGGUAGUAGAUAUAUAUAUUUACACCGUAGUUAUAGUCAUAGAAAGAGCAGAGUCAUUAUUAUUUAUUUGUUUAUCUUUAGGGGGAUAGCCUAGAACACAACGCACCCAUUCUGAUAUAGUAUGACUUCUGACGUCAAGUAUGACGCAGAUCAAUAGGCAAAUGCUCGGAAAGAUGGAUGGUUUCUGUGGUUUAAAAUCACAGGUGUCUAAUUAUGGGCCUAUCCAAAUUAUAAUCGGUAUUUUUUGGAGUAAUUUUUGUGAUUCUGAGCAUUUUUUGGUAAAAGAUCAACUUAUUAUAACUUUGCCCGCCCAAAGUUUAGCAACUAUAGGACAAAUUUGAACCAAGAACUAGUGCAAGUAACGAACGAUACUUCGAAUCGAACUUUCAGAUUUUGGCAGGAAUAUUUUCAGCAAAUUUUAUGCAUUUUUAGGAGAAACUUUAAUUUGCGCACAGCAAAAGUUCUUAGUCCUACCCAUAACGGAAUCCAUGCAUCGAUUGCUUCAUCUACACCUCAGUGUUUUUUUUAUAAGGCAUCCACUUUAAUAGGCAACCAAACUACAGAGAAGAGACAUAUUUAGAUUUAUUUAUUAUUGUUUAAAAUUUAAGCGCUUAAUACAGUAGUUUUUUGCUGCUGAUACGGUUGUUACCGCAAAGCGGUAUGGAAGAAGUUGUCAGUAAAUAUAGCCUGUUCCAGGCUCUUAAAUAGUAGAGCUGUUGCGCAAACAUUCCCUCGCAAACAUCAGCCCGCACGCCUUUCACUAGUAAUCAUGAGCGUUGCACAUAUUAUCUUGGAGCCUGGAACAUACCAAUUAAAAAGUUAAAAUGACGUUCUGUUUUUGGAAAUAAAAAAAAAAUUGAUUAUAGAAAAUAUAUGACCUAUGAUUUAGACCCGUGAAAAAAUAUAAAACAUAAAUUAUUAUUUUAUGCUCUUUCACUGAUCCUGCAUUUGAUUGUGUGUAAAAAUGUUCAUUUAAAGUACGUUUUGAAACUGAGUCAUUUCAAGCAUUAAUGAUCUACAAUCUACGGGUGUAAGAGAUAGUGAGAAAAAAUGAGAAACGUGAAACUGAUAGUAAAAAUUUUUAAAUUCACAGUGAGUGGUGUGGUGCCCAUUAUUAUCCUUAAAAGAGAUAUAGUCCGCGCAAAUCUUAGUGAGUCGACACUGGUGACCAGCGGAGCCCGCGUUGCGGUCAGUGACUGGUUGCUAUGACAAAGUUGACUCACUGAACAAAAAGACUCUAGUAACACUAGAAGAUUCUGUGACGUAGAUGAAUGUUCUUGGCGUAAUUCUGUAAUCAUAAUGUGACGCUGUGUACUACCAUCGUGUUGCUUGUGUAUGCUUCUAAACAGAUAUAUCUUCUGUUCCGCGCCAAUCAGUCUCUCUUUCACCAUACUCAGCAGUCUUCUGUCAAGAGAUGGCCUCUUCUGUUUAUCUGUUAAUCUCCAAUAAGGCCAUUUUCUUGUAGGUUCCCAGUCUGAGGAGAAAAACCCUCAUCUGUCAAGACCAACCUCUAUACCGCGACACCUUUGUAAUGCUUACAGAAGAAAAGGCGUUUAACCUUUUUUUAGGCGCGCGCGAAGGCGAGCGCUGAUGUAGGCUGUAAUCGUUGUCCUUUUAGUGCCAUUAAUGGUAGAAUCAAUAUAUAUGGCCGGCGAGCACUGUAUUUUAGCAGGAAGGAGAUAUCAAUAGCCUAUUCAGAGGUCCACUUUGACUGUGUAAUAACCCAGUUCCUCACCUCCCCCUCGUUGUAAAAUGGCCGGCGAGCACUGUAGUGUAACAAGAAGGAGAUAUCAAAGAGAUCCCUUAACUGUGUACUACCCCCCAGCCCCUCACGUUAUAAAAAGUUAACUACGCAUUGAUAUGGUACUGGAGUAGAUGCCGCCGUUCAAGCGUAAAGUGUAGUUUGCGCGUGCCUAAUAACGAUGCUGGGGGGUGGAAGGCGGACGUGCGCCAGCAGGGCGGAACGAGUAUUGAAUGGUUUAAUGGUGACUCAUAGGUCGGCAAUAUAAAUAUUCUUUAAUUUACUCGAUGUUAAGUAAAGAGAUUCAGUGACAUCUCGCGUCUGGCUGUUAAGCUGUCGCAUAACCUAGUGUGUUGGUUUCAUUUCUCCUCGUGCCGUAAGGUUUCCUAUGGUUUAAAUUAAAUUUGAGCGAAGGAAAAAGAAUGCAUAUUUUGAACCUUUUUGCUUGUAAAAGGUUAAGACUUGUUAAGAAGAAAAUUUAAGGCGAUAACUGUUUUUUGCUUUACUACAAAUGAUCUUCACUGGACUUGCGCUUUUAUAAGUAGGUAAAAAUAUCUUGUACGCAGCAGCGUUAUUAAGGCUUUUGCGAUUACAGAAGUAAGAGUAUUUCGUUAAUAUUUCUUAAAGUUUUCAGCUAGUGACUCAGUGAACGUGACGCUCGGAAUUAAGAUUUGGCUUGUGAUUGUUCAGCGAGCUUAGUAAAUCUCAAAGGAACCCAGUGUUUAUUUUGACAAGUUUGUUUUAGUACGCGAUAAUUACAAACUACCAAAAGAAAGCUUUGUUUUUCAAAAAAAAGGGCCACAAUUAAUUACGAAGAAUUUAGUUGAGGUUGAUUGACUUCAAAUGAGCCCCAGAAGAGUUGACGCGAUUUUUAAGUCAUGACUUUCGAAGUGAAGUCCAGGUAAUUUUGAGACGAUGGUUUCUGCAGUCACCGUAACUUGGAGAAGUCAAGAUGGUGAUGUAGUCAAGCAAUGACUCAAAAGUGUUUCUGGGUACUGGCGAGGUGCAAAGGAAAGCCGAUUUAUUUCUAACGUUCUUUGUUUAGGAGAAAAAUAUCCGCGCUGUUAAGAGGCGUAAUUGCAACCUUCCUUUUAAUUAUAACUGGGAAAAAAGAUGUGCUCCAAAAGUAUUUUGUUGAGUACAAAAUUUCGCUUUCAUUCAACCUUUCCCAUGUUAAUGGCAACCGUAUUGACCGGUUGAGAAAAAAGCUAAGUAUUUCCCUCUGCAUAGCGAGUUAUUCAGUGACUAUUAGUUCAUUGUGUAACAGAUGAGAGACAAAACCACUUGACGCUUCACCUGCUUUGGUGGGAAGUACUUGCGCAAGUAACACAUUAACAGUAAAUUCAUGGCAAUUAUACGAAAAGAUAUCGGGAUGUCACGUCUACGUAUGUAUAUACUUGUAGUCAUAACUCUCGGGAGCCUUAACUUUCAAGACGCAAAGUUGUGGCGAAGAAAAAUGGAAAGGAAACAGUGUAAAGACAAGAGUUACGUCUAGACUUUACGAGAGGAACGUGCUUUUGAACAAGAGAUUUGUAUCUUCGGAAGAGGGUAUAUAAAAUCUUUUACUCUUCUAGAUCAAUUCAUACGAGCCCGCUGCUUUAAGACGCAGAAAGGGAUCAUUUGACUGAAACAGAGUGAAAGCUGGCGCGAUUGGCUUCUGAACCAGAAAGUUUCAGUCCUUUAACAGGAUAAAAUCAUCUUUAGUCUAUAUAAUCAUCUUAAUUCCAUUCCUUCUUUAAAAAUCUUUGUCCAGUGCAACCAGCAUUUUGAAGAACAGUAAAGAGCAAAUCUACUUACUACCUUUUUCGGAUUUGCCAGGACGCGACACAUGAACAAGAUCAACCGGUGUACAUUGUCAAGGUUUGCAGGCUGAAAGCAGAGAAGUUUAAAGGUGAAAACUCCAGCAAAUUAAAUCAACUGAUGCCAGACAAAACUUGGUUAUAGAAACUGCCGUAAGGAGGGCUUAAAGUUCGUCAAGUCAUGGGAGAAAUCAAGGAAGAUUGCGAUGAGAUUUUGACAGACAGCAAUCAGUCUUCUUUGAGAACAGUCUUAGUAACCUUCCGCAUUGAAAAACCCUCGGCAAAACAUAUAAAACGAGUUCGCUUUAACAGCUUGGUUGAGGUGAAAUUUAUUCCCAGGCGCCGGAAGAGAGAAAAAAGGAAAUACGAGAUUGAUUUAAAAGAAGGGGAAAAAACAAGUAACGAGGAUAUCGUCAUUAAGAGUACUAAUACGUCAGAAAAAUCUGAACAUGAAGAAAACGAUGCGGGUGUUAAGGAUGCAGUGAGCGUUUCUGGGCAUAAUGUCACCAUGAUAGCAGAUGAGGCAGCUUCCCUCAAUAGCCAAAAAGCAGCGGAUCUAGGGAUCGACGAAAGAUGUCAAGAAAAUAAAGACAACAUUGACGACACAUUAAACAAGUCGCCUGAAUCAUUUUUGGAAAGAGGUUCAAUCAUGACUAGAAACAAUCAAAAGGAGGGCGUGGAUGAGUGUAGCAGUACAGAAACCACGGCGCUCGCUGGAAAGCCAACCAAAUCGAAAGUCGCUGCUCGCAAGAGCUACAUUACAAGUACGAUUAUGCUUGGGGCAGAUUACGUAGGCAAUGCUCUUCGCUUGAAUCCAACAACAUUCCCCGUGUCACCAGCAAUCCAGUUUAGUGAAUUUCCUGUUAGAAAUUCUAAGAAUCAAAACUUCCCCGAGCUCGCCCCCAGAGCCGUUUGGCGUCUGGAAAAACAGGCCGCAAAAUUUUGCAAGGAAGCUGAAGCGCUUAUCACUCAAGUAACAGAAAAAAACGCGCGCAUUCAGUCGAAACUAAAAGAACAGCCAGACACAGUUAUUUUCGGAAGGGACUACAAACGGACCUUUCUAAAUGAAUUCACUAGAAAGUCAAAUGCUACAUCGCAUGGAAAAACUCUUGCUCAAAAUGCGUUUUACAGUGGUAAACAUACCAAGGGUUCAGAUCCAAGUAGUAAAAAAGUCACGAGGUUUCCAUAUAUCAAGAACAAGAAGCAACCGAACGUCGCGAACUUACCUAGGGCUUCGUCCGAACUUUCCCUACCUCAGCUCCUGAUGCAUGAUGGG
Messenger RNA from Porites evermanni, 5883 nucleotides. The record is from the annotation of a GenBank genome assembly. NCBI's taxonomy places the organism in Eukaryota, Metazoa, Cnidaria, Anthozoa, Scleractinia, Poritidae.